CGUUAAUAAACAUGUUUAAAAAUUUACUAAAAAAUGUUUGAAACUGUUGAAAAUAUUUAUACUUUAAAUUUCACUCGUACUGUUGUGACCCAUUCUUAAAAAAUGAAGGGCAGGACGUUAAUAUGCAUAACCAUCGUAUUGGGUGUAUCGAUGCUGCAGGACGUACGUGGUGGUAAAACUGUGAGCGAAAAGAAGUUGAAAAGCUGGGGUCUCAGAAAUGAAGAUGUAUAUAAGAAGGAUAUAAAUUUCGAAAAAGUAUCUUUAAAAGAUAACGGCAAUUUGACGAAACACGAAAAAGAGCUAGGAGAAUUGCUGGAAGUUAUACAAUUUGUGAUCAACAAUACAAUUAAUAACCAUGAAUUCCGCAUGUUUUUGAUUAAACGAUUCUUACACAACUAUGUUAAACAAGCAACCGCUUAUUUGAAUACAAUAAAGGAACUGAAGAUGUUAAUGGAUCCAAGUGCAGCUAAAGAAGACGAAAAAAAAGAUAGAGCAAUGCAAUCUUAAUAAAAAGUAUUAAUAACUACGGUCUUUAAAGUUAAUUAAAUAAAUAUUAAAAUAUAUUGAAAACAACCUAAAUUUAAUCAAACUUGGCAAUAAUUGGUUUACAAAGACCUAAAAAAUGAUCAAUAUUAUUGUUAAUUUAUUAUUUUUUCUCAGAAUUUAGGUAAUUAUUUAUAAUUCAUUAACACACAAUAUUAUUGUUUAUACUUUAUAGUUUAUCUUAUGUUUUAAAACAAAUUUUUAUGGAUUAUGACUCUUUAGUUUCAAAUUUUCAAUAUUAAUAUUUCUUAUUGUUUUUUGUUUGCACAUAAAACAACAUAAAAAAGUAAUAUGAAAGCUAAAUAAAUAUUGCACAAAUUAAAUCAUAUCAUACUUACUUUUUAGUUUUUCAAGUAUAUCUUUUUAUAAUAAAACAAACGUUAAAAAUAAGUAUAAUUUACAAAGAUAUUCCGUGUUUAUCGUACUUUCUAAAAAUAUUUUAUCUAAGAGUCUAAACUGUAAAAUGGAUAAUUAUAAUCAACUAUAUUUAUUAUGUUACGAUGCAUAAACCAAAUUAUACUUUAAAAUAUACAGAUUAAUUACAACA
Molecule: messenger RNA, 1090 nt
Organism: Rhopalosiphum padi (bird cherry-oat aphid)
Lineage: Eukaryota; Metazoa; Arthropoda; Insecta; Hemiptera; Aphididae
Exons: 3
Coding region: 103-507 (134 amino acids)
Source: RefSeq, a predicted model, not a curated record